GUGUGUUUGCCGAUUGCCACCUUGACUUUCCGAUCGUCGACAUAGCACUAAUAGAAAGACGUUUCAAAACGUGCAAGGAUCAUUCUGAAAAAAAUAUAAAUUGUAAGGACUGUUUUGAAUUUCAGGCAAAAGUAAAGGACUACUAGUUCCAUUUCACCUUUUCCCAUUUUAAUUGAUUAACUAGAUAUAAGUCUAGAGAAUUAGUGAGACAAACCUUACCGCUACAGGAAAAAGGUAAAGAAAUAUAUAGAGUCCAAAUCGCCAGUUCCAUAAAGAGUACUCAACAAUGGUUUUGGGUCGAAUGCGAUUGCUUUCACCUCGGGGUAUCAUGAGCCACAAGUUAGAAUAUAACGAGAUACCGGCAGAUCCGACGGGAAUAUACCCAUCUGAUCGCGCAAGACAUAUAAUUCAGAAAACGAAUUUAGCAUAAUCUGGUCAGCUGUCUACAAAAUUUUGCUUCUCCUACAUCACACAUUUGUUGUUUCUCCUUAUAGUCUUGGUUGUCAAGCAAUCCCUACUCUUCCUCUGGAUCUCCUCCUGUGCUUUGCUUGGCGAUGCUGAUGAUGAUCAUGACAACGAUGACGGUGCACUCGAAUGUCGCAUUCUCCACCCUGCGACUCUUUUCUCGCAGUGUUUUUUUUGAAAAACCGUUGAAACAAACCGCUUUUGCGUAUCUUUCUCCCCUCCACACUUCUCGCUCUCUCUCUCUCUCUCUUGGAUUUGCUUCUGUUUGGUCAUCAUCUGUCUUCUUCUUCUUCUUCUACCCCCUGGACUUGUUCCUUCUUCCUCACCUUCUCUUUCUCCCUCUCUAAACUUGACGUUGGAGCAGUCUCAUGAAUGGUGAUUUAACUUUUGUCUCAAGUUAAGUUGCGCCGCUGCCACUCUAUCGUAAAUGUGAGGGUGACCCCAGCAAUCUAUCGGGUUUCUACAGUUGAGAUUCAGGAUCCAAUAUGGUGAAAUCGUACGCUUCAAGAAAUAUCGCAUCUCCUAUCUACAGCGGGAAAGAAAUAGAGACGGCGCUUUGCUUCAGCUCGCCUUCGUUGGACAGGGAAAAGAAGGCGUUUCUCGGGUCGACGAGCUUGAGGUUGAGGUACAAAGAAGAGCACUCACGGGAAUCGGAUGGUUCACACGGCAAGCAUUCGCGCCUUUUGUCGUCCGACCCUGCAAAUUCGAGAAGCAAGGCUGCUGCGACGAAGUUGCAGACGGUCUAUCGUAGUUUCCGGACAAGAAGACAGCUAGCUGAUUGCGCAGUUCUCGUGGAACAGAGAUGGUGGAAAUUGCUGGAUUUCGCUGAACUAAAGAGGAGCUCCAUAUCUUUCUUCGACAUUGAGAAACCCGAGACUGCCGUUUCACGUUGGUCCAGAGCAAGGACCAGGGCUGCUAAGGUUGGAAAGGGCUCAGCCAAGGAUGAAAAAGCUAGAAAACUCGCUUUGCAGCAUUGGCUCGAGGCGAUUGAUCCCAGGCACAGAUAUGGCCAUAAUCUUCAGUUUUACUACGUCAUGUGGCUCCGCUGCAGUAGCAAACAGCCCUUUUUCUACUGGCUUGACAUAGGUGAAGGAAGAGAGGUCAACAUGGAUAGAUGCCCUCGAGCAAGGCUUCACCAGCAGUGCAUCAAGUAUCUCGGACCGACUGAGAGGACGGCGUUCGAGGUCAUAAUAGAGAGCGGGAAGUUCUCCUACAAGCAAAGCGGCGAGAUCCUUGACACAAGAGGAGGGCCCAGAGAUACCAAGUGGAUCUUUGUGCUUAGCACAUCCAAGGACUUAUAUGUCGGGAAGAAGAGCAAGGGCACGUUUCAGCAUUCGAGCUUUUUGGCUGGCGGAGCCACAUUAUCUGCCGGCAGGUUAGAGGUGGAUGAUGGUAUCCUAAAGGCGGUUUGGCCCCACAGCGGACAUUAUCUCCCGACCGAAGAAAACUUUGAGGCUUUGAUUUCAUACCUCAAGGAGAAGAAUGUGGAUCUUACCAAUGUCAAGGUAAGAAAGAUGAGCAUGACAGGGUCCUAUCUGAAGAAAUGCCCUACCGAGGACGAAGAGGCAGACCUUGCUAGAAAAGGCAAUUGCCUCACAAGCAAUCCGUCCGAGGUUGACUUGGUUCAACUCCUGGAAGAAUUGCAUGGUGUGAAAUCAGCUGACAAGGAAGCCAACUUACAGGUGCGCUGUGGUGAUGCCAUCAGUGACUCCGAUCCUCAAACGACCACUUGGUCACGGCGAAUAGGCUCAAGCAUAACCAAGCUUGAAAUACCGCAAAAGCUAAAUGGGUUCCACGCCUUUGGAGAAGAAGCGCUUACGCAAGGACUGAGCCGUUGGACCCAGUUCAUCGGUAGUCCUUCAGAGGACGGGUACGAAACCCCGGAAGAAUCGUUCCUCGCUGAAGAGGACUUCAUAACUCAUAAACUGAACAUGUUUGACGAGGAAGAGGCGGACGCGGAAUGCCCGGUACCGAGGGAGAAGAUCUUGCAAAGAAUAGAUUCGCACAAGGGGACGAGAUCAUAUCAGCUGGGUCAGCAGUUGUCCUGCAAAUGGACGACCGGGGCCGGCCCGCGCAUCGGCUGCAUGAGGGAUUACCCCUCUGAGCUCCAAUCCCAUGUGUUGGAGCUCGCAAACUUGUCCCCGAGAGGAUCGAGCACGCAUGUCUCGCCAUUCAGCUCGUCCCGAUUUAGCCCGAAGGUGGUGACCCCGACGUCUCUGUGUAGAGAGGCCACGGCGAGCAGAAGCCGCUUUGUCCCGGAACGGGUUAUGAUGUCCCAUACAGCCACGCCUUAGCGUAUGUACACAUAUAGUGGAUUCAUUGGGAUCAAGUAAAGGAUGUGGAAGAGAUUUCUUUCACCACUCUUGGCUUUUUUUUGUAGAGAUUAACAGGGAAAUGGAAUCAGAUCAGGAGACAGUUUUGCUUUGCUUUGUUUGAAUUACUUUUGAUAGAAAAACCCCUCUUCUUGUGGGGGGAAAGCUUGUUGGGAACAACUUUGGCAAUGCCAUUGUUGCUUAUAGAAUGAGAUCCUUGGGAACUA
Molecule: messenger RNA, 3004 nt
Organism: Syzygium oleosum
Lineage: Eukaryota; Viridiplantae; Streptophyta; Magnoliopsida; Myrtales; Myrtaceae
Product: IQ domain-containing protein IQM6
Exons: 9
Coding region: 951-2759 (602 amino acids)
Molecular function (GO): protein binding
Source: RefSeq, a predicted model, not a curated record